CACUGUCAGCACAUACACUUGCAGCAUGAACUACUCAACUGAGCGGUCUUCUUCUUCUUCGGAGGGAAUGGCCCCUGAGGAGUUUGACGGCGGGACGGCGGUGGCUUGUGUGAUCCUGGGCCUGUCCUUCCUGGUGGGAGUCCCGGGGAACCUGCUGGUGAUCUGGACUAUCCUGAGACACGUCAAGGAGCGUUCCCACACUGUGGUGCUCAUCCUGCACCUGGCUUUUGCAGACCUGCUGGUCCUCAUCACCCUGCCUCUGUGGAUCUACUCCCUAGCCCACUUCUGGGUGUUUGGAGUAGCCUCCUGCAAAGCCAUGGUGUUCAUGAUCAACGCCUGUAUGUACAGCAGUGUUUUCCUCAUUACCCUCAUGAGCGUGGAGCGCUUCGUGGCCGUGCGCUAUCCCUUCGCCUCAGCCGGCUGGAAGAGGAAAAAAGCUUUGAAUAAAGUUCUGCUGGCUCUGUGGACUGCAGCAUUCUUGUUCAGCAUACCUGUGAUCCCAACUCAGGUUGUAGGGACGGAUUCUGAUGGGGAGCACUGUCUGUACCGCUUGUACUCCUCUAAUACCCAGGAGCUGGUGUGUGUGCUGCUAGAGACACUGUUGGGUUACAUACUACCCCUCUCCAUCCUCGUGGUCUGCUAUGGCUGCCUCUGCAGCCGGAUUACUCAGAUGACCUUCAAGUCUAAGCACAAGUCCACCGUCCUUAUCGCCAGUGUGGUGGUCGUGUUUGCCAUUUGUUGGACGCCUCAUCACAUAGGAAACGUCCUCUCACUCGUCAUCCUGGCAAUUGAAGACGGCCACCCUGACGCAGCAGAGAAUCUGGAGAGCAUCAGGAGCACCAUGGCCUUCAUCGCUGGAGCCAUGGUCUUCAUCAGCAGCACUGUUAACCCCAUCCUCUACAUGUUCGCGGCUCGCUCUUUCCGGAGCUCCUUGCGUGACACCGGCAUCCAGAAGCUCUUCCGCCACAUCUCCAGCACCUCCUCAGGUGAGGGAAAUAAAGAGUUGUCCUUUGUGUCCAAGAUACAGAGCAAUCAGACCCACACUUCUCAGUGUGUGUCUGAGUCAAAAGACCAAAUGGACAUAUUGAUUAAAAUGUGUGAAAAUAAUCCGUCCUGAUAUUGAAAUUCCAUUUAAUGUCUGUGCUGUGUGUACAUAUUAAUGUAUAUACUGUAAGUAUUUUUUAAAGGAAGAAAUGUUUGCCAUUUUGUAUGAAAUUACAACACAGAAAAACAGGAAGUGAGUGUAUCUGUGCAAAACUUGACCACCUCUGUAAAUAACCUAUGUUACAUACUCUUUUUAAAGUAACGUUGUUUCUUUUUUAAAUGGUGACUAUAUAUUUAUAAAUAUGACAUAUAUUAUGUACUAAGAUUAAUGCCAUGGACAAUCAUUUUAUAUGACAAUUCUCAAAAGUUUUGUUAUUUUCUAAUUUUGUCUAGCCAACAAAUGGAAAUGUCAUUGAUUAGGUAUAAUUAAUUCUGUGAAAGAUAUUUUUUAAAUGCCUGUAAGUGUGGGAACAGAACACGGUAGGUUUAUAUCUGGUAAUUCAGUGUUUUUGUCAGCCACUUCUUAUUUCUACAUUUUUGCCACAGAGAAAUAUUUCACUUAUAGCUUAACCUGUCUCAAUUCGAGAUUCGACUUUCUCGUUCUGUUUUGGGAAGCAUUUCUGAUACAGUCUGAUUGUGAACUAAUAAAAAUUGUUGUUGAAUUUUUUCAAUGAGCUUUCUUAAUCAAGAACCCACAGUGUACAAUAUUGUAAACAUGUUUUUCACUUUUGACAAAUUUGCAAACAAUUUUCCUGUUAUUCCCCCUAAAACAAGAGUCUUGCUUUCAACUUCCUCUACAUGAAAGAUUGCAAAAUGAAAAACUGCAUGUUCCCUUUGUUGAGCAGCAAAAAGCGGAAUCAUGUCUAAAGUUUGUCACAGUCUUAUAGAGCU
Anoplopoma fimbria (sablefish) is the source of this 1935-nucleotide messenger RNA. RefSeq names its product C3a anaphylatoxin chemotactic receptor-like. Gene Ontology annotation, biological process: G protein-coupled receptor signaling pathway; immune response. Lineage: Eukaryota; Metazoa; Chordata; Actinopteri; Perciformes; Anoplopomatidae. The record is from RefSeq and is a predicted model, not a curated record. Gene Ontology annotation, cellular component: membrane. Gene Ontology annotation, molecular function: G protein-coupled receptor activity. The coding region runs from base 26 to 1117 and encodes 363 amino acids. The transcript has a single exon.